AGGUGAGGAUCGGGCCGUUAGUCUCGUGUCGUAGGAGAGAGCGGUGGUAAUGCGUACCGCGAAGUAUCGCGUUCGACGAACAGCAACGAACAACUAAUCUCAAUCGAUCUCGAUCAACGAACCUAGAACGUAGCGUGUAAUUUUUAAUAUCCAGUGGUGUAUUUUUUUUUUUUAAUUAUUGAAAAAUAUUUCUCGAUCUCGACUCUUUUUUUCUGAGAGAGUAGAACCACGAGAGAGAGAAAGAGAGAAAGAGAGAGAGAAAGAGCGAGAGAGAGAGAGAGAGAGAGAGAGAGAGGAGCAGUUGGUUCGUGGACCGGAUUGGUGAACUCAUUCUAUCUCUUUCUCUCUCGUGCCUAUAUCACAGAUAGGAUUCACGGAUGAACCAAAGGCCGUUUUCUUCAUCUUUAUAUUCUUCUUCGUACUCGUCCUCACCGUCGUAGCAUUGUAACGGUAUAUACGGGGGUGAAGAAGUGCUCUCUCUUGGAAAAUUAUAAUAAAAAUAUUUUUGGAUAAAUAUAUAUAUAUAUAUAUAUAUAUAUAUAUAUAUACACACGUAUAUAUAUUCCAAAGAAAGAAGAAGAUAAAGAAGACAUCAGGAUGCCUUGUUCCGCAGUAACGCUGUCCCUCGCGACCAUAACCGGUAUCAUUGCCACUGCCCUCCUAGCGAUUGCCUUCUCCACGGAUAAUUGGCUCUACACCGAGGUCAAGCGUGCCCAAAUUCAGCAAUAUGCAGGCAAGCACGCUGAACAAAGUCAUCUGAUAGAUCAAAUGAAUGCAAAGUAUUAUUACUAUACAAGAACUCAGGGUCUCUUCAGGAUAUGUUAUCCCAAAGAAAGGCCACCAACGGUGGAGACGUAUUUGAGUCCGGUGGAAACACAUUGCAUGAACAUCGAUUACUUCAUCCCCGACGAAGAAAACCAAACGAGGGACUUCUCCGACGACGCAAUGGCACGAUUACACAUGGGAAGAUCCGUGAUCGCUCUCUUUAUGGUAGGUUUCCUAGCGAUAUUCUCUGCCUUUUGGACAGGAGUAGUUGGUUGUUGGCGAAGAUCACCGGGAAACAUUACAGCAACUGCCAUUUUGAUGCUAUUCGCUUGUUUACUAAGUGCCGGAGGCAUGGGACUUUGGCAUGGCGUAGAGUAUUAUGAGAAGGAAAAGAUCGUUGGCGAGGAAUACUACCAACAAUGGAGCAACUGUAUCCUCAGAAACAGCAGUACGCGUAUGCAGGUUAUCCAGCACCAGCAGCGUAUCCAGGACCGUAUUAUCAUGGAUCGCAGUAUGGACCAUACAAUUAUUGAAACUUUCAAAACUCAUCGAAGAUCAUUUGAAGUGGGAUGAAUUUUUAGAUUCCAUUGAUUUUGAUGUGUGCCAGGGGCAUACAUUCGUCGUAUAUAAUCAGUCAAUCAAUCAGUCGAUCAAUUAAUCAAUCAAUCAAUCUCUCUCUCUCUCUCUCUCUCUUCCUCCAAAAUGGCGGAGGAAAGAAGAAGAAUCAAAGGACUUAGGAACAUGACUCAAGAAAUAUCGAGUCCGAUGAGCGAGAUUAAAAAGAAAGAACGAACAAAUCGAAAAAAACAAGUAAAGAAAAGAAAAGAAGCAAACAAAACAAAACAAAACAAGAAAUACUAAGUGCCGUCCUGUGCCUCGUUUUCUAGAACUCGAAUAAUCGAGUUGUACGAACGUUUUCUAAGGUCGUUCGCGUGGCUGACUUCCGGUGUGCGAUGCAUAAUCCUCUUCGGAAGAUGCCCCUUUCGAGCUAUGAUACGCUCCGUUUCCUUUUUUAACGCAAAAACAAAAAGUAGCACGAAGGAAAAGUUUACAUGGCACGAUGCUCUCUUGCGAGGUCGUUCGAUCGCCUAACAUUUUCUGUACUUAUCGUUAGUUAGGAAUGAGGUGAUUUCAUAAUUUCUUUUUCCUCAUCUCUUUUUUUAUCUUUAUCUUUAUCUUUAUCUUUAUCUUUCCAAGAUAAUGUCUCAACUGUACGAUCUUUAUGCUCUAUAUAUAUAUAUAUAUCUUUUUUUGUAAAUUAUUAUUUAAAAACGUGCCGCGAUUCCAUUUCGAAGAUCGUAGUUUUGGAGGUUAGGUUUCACUUUCGUCGUUUUCCCUCCAAAAAUAUGUAUAUUUAGGUAUUUACGUAUACUCUACAUACGUAUGUAUGUUUGAAAAGAACAUACAUAUUAGUUAUUGGUUUGAAACGAUUUGUUAAACAUAGAUUUUCUUUCAUUCAUUCUUACGAGAAUCGAUGAACCGACUGAAUUUCAUUCGAAUCGCAUAAAUAAGAUGGAAAUCUAUCGUUUGUUGCAUUUUUAUUCAGACAAGGAGGGAUCAUUUUCGAUCGUCACUCAUUCGCGAGACUCUCUCUUUCUCUCUCUCUUUCUUUCUCUCUAUCUAUCGUCUAGUUAUUUUGAUACAUAGAUAUGUAAGAUUUUUCAUUCGAGAUAGGCAAAUCACGUAUUUAAGUAAAACCAUUAACAAUACUUUGAAUCACUAUUGAAAAAAUUACUAUUCUGAUUAUUUCUGUCUUUGAUAUCGAUUUAUAGGCCUUUAUUUAGAUUCGAGAUUGUAAAUCUAAAUUAGGUCUAAAAUAAAAGACGUGGUGCUCCAACAUAAAGAAGAGUGAUUUUUUCGUGUAAUACGUUUAUCUUUUUUUUUUUUAUUUUUUUUUUCUUGCAAUUUAUGCUUUACCUAUCCUCUCGCUCACCACGAUGGUACCUUAAUGUAAGGCGUUAUUGAAUAAAAAGAAACAAAAGAAGUAAUCUAUUUAGCAUACAUUUAUAAUGUGAAUAAAUGGACGAAAGAAAAGUA
Vespula pensylvanica (western yellowjacket) is the source of this 2802-nucleotide messenger RNA. RefSeq lists its product as uncharacterized. The transcript has 6 exons. The record is from RefSeq and is a predicted model, not a curated record. Gene Ontology annotation, cellular component: membrane. Bases 598 to 1338 code for a protein of 246 amino acids. Lineage: Eukaryota; Metazoa; Arthropoda; Insecta; Hymenoptera; Vespidae.